This is a messenger RNA of Rhizoctonia solani, 903 nucleotides long. Its product is annotated as aldo/keto reductase family protein. Lineage: Eukaryota; Fungi; Basidiomycota; Agaricomycetes; Cantharellales; Ceratobasidiaceae. The record is from RefSeq and is a predicted model, not a curated record. The transcript is spliced from 11 exons. The coding region runs from base 1 to 903 and encodes 300 amino acids.
AUGACCACCAAAAUCAAAGAAUACGAUCCCAAGAAUAUGAUCUUCCGCAGGCUGGGAAAUACGGGCCUGAGGGUACCAAUUCUUUCCUUGGGCGGUUGGUUAAGCUACGGGGGAAGCGUCAACGGCUCCCAAGUCAACGAUAUCAUCAAAGCCGCAUUUGACGCCGGGAUCAACUUUUUUGAUACCGCAGAGAGCUACGGAAACGGCUCUUCCGAGCUCGAGAUGGGCCGUGCAAUCAAAGAACUUGGACUGCGCCGUUCAUCGUUGGUCAUUAGCACCAAGCUGUUCAACGGAGUAGGACGCAAAGGCCCGAACGAUCGUGGUUUGUCUCGUAAACAUUUGAUUGAAGGGAUGAACGAAAGCCUUGAGCGUUUACAGAUGGACUAUGUUGAUAUUGUAUUUGCUCACUGCCCGGAUCCCGACGUACCAAUGCUCGAGAUCGUUCGUGGGUUUACGUGGCUCAUCAAUCAGGGCAAGGCCUUCUACUGGGGAACUAGCAACUGGAGUGCUAUCCAGAUUGAAGAAGCUCAUCAUGUUGCGCAUGCUCACGGACUUAUUGCCCCUGCGGCGGACCAAUGCUGCUACAAUGCCUUCAACCGUAAGCGCGUCGAAGAGGAGUAUCAACAUGUAUACGAUCGGUACAACUACGGUCUCACGACCUAUAGUCCUUUGGACGGAGGGUUCUUGACAGGCAAAUACAACUCUGGAGAGAUUCCCCAAGACUCUCGCUACGCUACGAGCCAACAGGACCCAUGGAUCGCCACUCUGCGCGAGCUGCUUAAAUCCGACAAAGGUAAAGAGCGUAUCUCCAAGGUCAAGAAGCUCGAGGUCAUUGCGAACGAAUUACAAUCUGAUUUGGCGACAUUGUCGCUCGCUUGGGUGAUGAAGAAUCCGCAUAAAUGA